This is a messenger RNA of Capsicum annuum, 1951 nucleotides long. Its product is annotated as 2,3-bisphosphoglycerate-dependent phosphoglycerate mutase 1. Gene Ontology annotation, biological process: glycolytic process. The record is from RefSeq and is a predicted model, not a curated record. The transcript is spliced from 8 exons. Gene Ontology annotation, molecular function: intramolecular phosphotransferase activity. NCBI's taxonomy places the organism in Eukaryota, Viridiplantae, Streptophyta, Magnoliopsida, Solanales, Solanaceae. The coding region runs from base 301 to 1440 and encodes 379 amino acids.
UAAAUUAAUUUGAUUUAGAUUUUAUCUCAUCGACAAAAUCGAUGCAAAACCGAAUCUUGAACGCCCAAAAUUUAUGUAAGAAGGCCUAAAUUUAAAUUGAUAAAGGGUGUAAUAGUGUUAAGGGAGCGGCUACUUAUGUAAAGGACGGUGAUAUUAGUGCAAAUUAGCGUAAUUUUGUAGUGUCAUCAAAGCCCAACUCGAACACAAGAACAAAGCAUGAAGCGACGUCGUAACUUACUAAUGACGACUCAUAGCGAUCUCCAUUCUCCAGCAGCUGUUCUUUGAGAUCUCCGCGUGCACAUGUUUGAACUUCUGUUGUGUGCAUUACUUUCAUUCCCAGUGCUUUACACAGUUCUUGAAACGUUCAGUUUGAUCAGAAAGAGUUGGGAUAAUUGCACACUCAAUAUGGCUGCUUCUGCUUAUCCCAAAGCAAUGCACUUCACGAGUUGCAGCUGUGUUGCUACCAACGUGGGCUCUAGGAACUUCUUGGUCUCAUCUUCAUCUGGGAGUCUUAAAAUGAAACCGGUUUUUAGAAAAGAAAGAUGCAGUUUGAGGCAGUCCUUAAACUGCGUGGGGUAUUCAUCAAAUUCAUCUUUCUGUGCUAUUAAGCCAAUUUUCUCCUCAUUGUCAAAUACCAAUGAUUCACAGAGAACAGUAUCUGAAUCUUACUUGAUCUUAAUACGGCAUGGAGAAUCAAUGUGGAACGAAAAGAAUCUGUUCACUGGUUGUGUAGAUGUGCCACUUACCAGUAAAGGAAUAGAAGAAGCAAUCGAAGCCGGUAAGAGAAUUAGACAACUACCCAUUGAUGUCGUCUACAUCUCUGCAUUGAUUCGUUCUCAGAUGACGGCCAUGCUUGCUCUUACAGAGCACCACUGCAAGAAGGUUCCCAUUAUUGUACACAAUGAGACUGAACAAGCCAAAGUAUGGAGUCAAAUUUAUAGUGAAGGCACUGAGAUGCAAUCUGUUCCUGUUAUUAAAGCAUGGCAACUGAAUGAGAGGAUGUACGGGGAACUUCAAGGGUUUAAUAAGCCGGAAACAGCUGAAAGAUGCGGGAAAGAGCAAGUUUAUAAAUGGCGCCGAAGCUAUGAUGCUCGGCCACCCAACGGUGAGAGCUUGGAAAUGUGCUUGCGAAGAGCUGUUACCUAUUUCAAAGAGCAAAUUGAACCCCAACUUUCCAGUGGAAAGCAUGUAAUGGUAGUAGCUCAUGCAAAUUCAUUGAGGUCCAUCCUAAUGUAUCUCGAUAAAUUGACUGCUGAGGAGGUUAUCCACUUAGAACUUUCAACCGGAGUGCCAAUGCUGUACAUAUAUAAGGAAAAUCAUUUCAUCAGGAGAGGAAGCCCUUUGGGAUCUAUGGAGGCUGGAGUUUAUGCUUAUACAGAGAAUUUGGCCUUGUACAAGCAAAACCUAUUAGAUGAAGUGCUAGAUGAAGUGUCGUUAUAACUUUUGCUCCCAAAAAGAAAAGGCUAUAAUGCUAGCUUAAAUAUCUUCAUGUCGCUGGAAGUUCUUUGAGUUGUUGAGUCAUCAAUAAUCUGGAGAAACACCAGAGCCAAGAUAGAAGACAUUUUUUGUAAGUACAUGCCGCGACAGUCAAUUUAUAGCAUUUUCAACACAAAGUGGGCCCCUUGUAAUGGUUCAAAUGAAUACGCCCGUGGGGAUCUGGCAACAACAUGAGAUCUUCUUACGGUAUCAGAUCGAAAGAUGAUUCUACUUGCCUGUUUCCAGCUAUCCUCAUCAGUGGAGCUAGGUGAAUUCACUUUAUGAUCCGUUAGCCAGAGCUGCUCCCAUUUACAAUUGAUGUUUGUUUUCUUUGGAGGGUUUGAGUUGCAUAUUAGGUUGAGAGUACAAGAAAAAUAUUUGUUGGCAACAACAGGUUUCAGAAUUUCUUUUUCUUGGUCUUAGAAGAUCACUUCUAUAUGUUUAUUAAUGAUAUAUUCUUUUGUUUUGCCAUGUA